Molecule: messenger RNA, 6807 nt
Organism: Aedes albopictus (Asian tiger mosquito)
Lineage: Eukaryota; Metazoa; Arthropoda; Insecta; Diptera; Culicidae
Gene: Glut1
Product: glucose transporter type 1
Exons: 21
Coding region: 3756-6659 (967 amino acids)
Biological process (GO): monosaccharide transmembrane transport
Cellular component (GO): membrane
Molecular function (GO): hexose transmembrane transporter activity
Source: RefSeq, a predicted model, not a curated record
GACCGAGAGAGAGAUUUUCCCAUUUUCCGAAGCUGAGCGGCAUCAUGACGAGGACUCGAGACGAGUCCUUGCCUUCAGCAGUGCCAGUUCUAGUUUCGUUUCGUUCACGUUCAGUCAGUCAGUCAGUCACUCGGUCGGUCGGGCCAGUCCAGUCAGUCAGGUAGACAUCCCACCACCAGGAAAUCAGUGUUACUGCUAAAGUGUGGUGGAAAUUAAGAGUUUUUCACGAGGUGGAAUGGGAUCCGCGUAGGAUUACGUUUGUCGGUGCGUUUCGAGUACGAUAACGGAAGAUUCGUGUUUUUCGUUUCGAGUGAUGUGUUCAAUCGGCUGAUGUGGACUGGAAGUAAUGGCCAAUGUGGGAACAUUUGUCGAAGUGGGGGGAUGGGCGACCCUGCAGGUUCCGCUAUGUGGACCGUGUCCCAAUGGUGUACGAUUUGAUUGAAUCACGGUGAACCUCCAGCGGCAACUGUACGCGAAAGGUGAUAAAUUGAAAACAGUUCCCGAGCAGAAGAUAUUGAUUGUGUGAAAAACGGACGAUUUUCGGCGCACCUUGCCACCCCUCCCCGCACGUUGCGUUAGGUUAUUCCGUCAUCCUCGCUUUUGGUUGAUCUUCCCAGCACCCCUGGUGUUACAUGCCACCUCACCGGACCAGCAGCUGGCUUCAAAUUGCGAGAGCGGGAGAGCCAAUCGUAGCUGAUGGUGGCUGCGAUUGAUGCGACGACCAGAGCUCAGCACACCGCCUGAACCACCGAGAGACUGAGUUCCCCGAGACUGAGAAAGGACGACUCCACACGUCCACGAGGUGCCACUUGGGAGAAAACCUUGCGAAAUUGUUCAGGAAAACAGCAUACACGUGUGUAGGUGCUAGUUUGCGCUGGUAUGUGCUUCUGAGGAGAUUCUGUGACUUUCCUCACGAACCGGUUCGCAAGGAGAUUGAAGCGAGCUACCUCAGCCUCUCGCGAUUCACGAGAACAGGACAACGGUUUGCCUGUUUUUGGCUGACUCUUCGCUUACUGCUCCACUGGAGUGUGGUGUGUAACUGUUUAGGGCGGUUCCGCAGACUGGUGACUUUGCUCUGCUCCGUUGCAGAAGUGAUUUUCCUGAUUUUCUGGGUUGAACUAGUAACAAACUGGCCUGAAAUGGUGCUUAAAAGGUGGCUAAAGUGAUGUACAUUUCCGAAGACUUGGUGAUUGAGGUAGGACUACAGUACGGAACGGACAAAAGCUCAAAGUCUGUGAAGUGGGUCGUCGCACCAGAACGAAGAAAAUCUGUGUGAAUCGUGUAUGUUAGUUUUCCCUUUUUCCCUGGGAAACCGAGUUUUUCGUCUGCGUUGUUGCUCAAGAUAGAUAGUUCAUCUGCAGUGCAGAUGAUUGGACUAAUUGAAAAUAAAGGAUAGCUUGCAAGAUUUUUAGUCAUCGUAUAGUAUCUGUCAUGAUUCAGUGCAAAAAACCUGAACCUUUGCCAGGCCAAAAUUGCUGGCCCUUGACGCAGCCCCGAAAAUAUCGAUAAAAGAUUGUGUGUAGACCAGUGCAAGAGCGAGAGAGAAAAGCGCAACAAGAGCGAGAGCUACACGAAGGCACUAGCUGCCGCAAGGUGGUCCAACUGAAACGUAAGACCUCAAAUUGACAGAGAACCCGCGAGUGUGAGUGAAAGCCACCAUCGGUUUACUGCUAGUGGAAAAGCCGAUUCCUUGUGCCCAGGCUGCGGAGAACCGCUACAUCGGGGUGUAGGACAGUACCACGAGGGCCGCAGGGAAAGGAAACGUGCAAAUUCGAAUUUUUGUCUCAUUCUCUUGUGCAAACUCCCCAGCAUCGCUACCGCCGCUCCAAUUACCACAACGGACGGUUUGUUUUCGUCGCUCUGAGUGAAGCACCGAGGUGCUCCUCGUGUAUCGCGUGUUGCCUGCAAAAAACUCACAGGGGAAAACGCCACCCACCACCACCCACUCACUCGAAACUCGCACCUUGUGCUCUCUCUCUCGUCCGACUAUCCUCAAACCAUGCAAAGUGUGGCACUCGACGUGUGAAGUGUGUUUAUGCGAAAAACAGAGCCCGAAUUCAGAACAAUAAGUUCAUCGCGUGAAAAACUAGUGUGAAGACAGAAAAAAAGUACACAACUAUUAAACGACGAAACAACGUGUGCUUUUAUCGCUUCUCAAAUACACUUGGAAACGAGUGACGACAUCGUUCGCCGUGUGGGCUUUGAAUUCUGCAUGAGAAUCGGACUCAUAGUGAAAAUUCCUUGAAUCGCGUCUGUGAACGAGUGAAAAUUGUUCCCCCCAUUUCCCCGUUUAACUAGUGUCAGUCAGAUUGAAAACAAUAGAUAGUGUGGUAGCUAUUUUGAAUACAUGAAGCAGACGUUAUGAACAUUACGAUCUAGUGAAGUGUGUGUGUAAAACAACUCAUCUACAUCUAGGAAAUGUAGGUUAAAUAGAGUGAACAAAAAAAUUGAAGAUCCUAGUUCUCCAACUGCUGGGCAGAUCAAAACUUCAAAGAAUUUUCCUGCUGGAAUUUGUAGUGUGUGAAUAUCCUUUAUAAACAUACACAGGCUCAGCGCUGGCGUAACAUAACGACACCGUAGUGCAAGUGGAACUGACGCGAAAAAAGUGGAAAAGGAAAAGCGAUAUAACAGUACAAUCUCAGAGUGGUUGGUCGUGGAAAUUGCACGAGUUACAUAUUUGUGUGGUGAAGUCUUCGACAUUUUUGGGGUAUUACAUCUUGAUUACUGUUGCUGUAUGGUGCGGUGAACACUGAGCGAAGCUGAGCAAGCGAAAAUAAGUGCCCGAACCGCAUCGUGAAUCCGGUCAAAUUCCGUUGAUGUUGCUGCAUUCAAAGUCAUUCCUCCAAUCAAAGAGUGCAACAGCCGGAAAUUGCUAGAGCAACAACAUUCACACUGCACUGGUCGAAGGAGGACGUCGUCGUGCAACGGAGCUCUCCAGGAAACAUCACCGCACCCCCGCACAUGACUUCCCUCCCGGAAGAAUGACGAAAACUGUUUGAAAGACCGUUUUUUUUUUGCGCCCUCUCAUCAUCGUCUCCUUACCUCGGUCGGUGGUCCGGUGGAGUGUUUGUUGCGCUGUUGAGUUGUCAGAACCAGCCUGGACACGGACAGGCAACCAUCACAAAUAUAUACUUUACGGUCAAGCCUUCUGGAGAUACGGACCAGCGGAAGGACGGACGAACGGACGGAAGUGUAGUGUUGAAAGUGUUGUGCUCGGAUCGGAUCGGAUCAGAUCGGACGACUCUUGGUGAGCGGGGGUUGGUGAAGUGAAGUGAGUCGCGCGACGAGUUUCUUCGGGCGAUUUCUAAAAGUGUGUGGAAUGGAAAAGCUUGGGCAUUGCUGAGGGAAAUUGUGAAUAAACAGAGAGCGGUGCUGCGCCUUUGGUGAAGAAUAAACGCUCGGAGCUGUUUGCCGGUGGAAAAAGUUCGAACAUUGAGUGAAGAGUGAUUAAGCAGAAGUGUGUUCAGUAGUUGAUUGGAAUUUACGUAGGAAUCUCUCGAUAGUUAAAGUGACUGUGUCAAGUGUUGUGUUUCUUAAUUUGAAUUCAAACCCAGAUAACUUCAUCUGGCCUAUACACCUGGUUGUAAAAUCCAGAAAUCAUCUAUCCGAAAUAGUCGUCUGAAUCAUCUAUGCUCAUCACAUCCCAGUGACAAAAACGACCAUCCUUCUCAUCAGCAGGAGCAGCGCAAUCUAUUAUACUACUGGUGGAUGCUCGAAAUGGCUGGAUUGUCUAUUAAGCCGGCCGUCUCCAUGUUAUGGCGGCAAACGGCGACCCUUCGAUGAUCUCUCCUCCGUCUUCCAUCUCGAACGGCCCGGAGCCACAGUUACCGCCGUUGCCACCGCCGUUACGUUCGACCCAAGUGCUGCAGCCGCUGUCAGUGUUUCCAGAUUAUUUCACCCGCAUUCCAGUUACAACCUUGAGUCAGGAAGCUACGUAUGAGUAUGUCUUUGGAGGGCCCCUGGACUCGCACGCCCUGUCAUCAACGCUUAAGCUGACCUCACCUCCAAUACGACUGCGCCCGGACGUCUACCGUUCCCAAUCGAUCGACUCGCAGCGCAGCAGUGGCGUAGACGAUGGGCGAUCGUCAUCCGCUCAGCACUCACAGCAUCAUCGUUCAUCCCGUGCGAGUUCACUUAAGCGAUCAGGAUACGUAGGAAACGACGGAACCGCUUCCAUUGGCUCUCGCAAGAGCAAUCGUAGCGAUGGGGAGGAUGAGGACUCACUGCGUCAAUUGCUUAUCGAAUUGCAGAAGCAGGUCAGCGUGAUGAGCAUGAAUCUGUCGGCCAAGUUAGACGAUCUGCAGCGGGGUGACCGGCACUUCGAGACCACGGUCGCCCUCUGCGAGAUCCGAACGCAACUGCAGGAGCUCACCAAAUCGGUGGAGAGCUGCCAGACCGAGGUCUCGGAGGUGAAACGUGAUAUGGUACAAAUCAAGCAUGAGCUGGAUACCGUGCAACAGGUGAAGGAGGAGAUCGAAGAGCUGCGGGAGUACGUGGACCGGCUGGAGGAGCACACGCACCGGCGAAAAUUACGCCUGCUGGAGCAAGGUCUCACGUUCUUCCUGACGUAUGCCAUCUUUGCGGCCGUCCUCGGGAUGCUCCAGUUCGGUUACAAUACCGGCGUCAUCAAUGCUCCCGAGGUGAACAUCGAGAACUUCAUGAAGGAUGUCUACAAGGACCGCUACGGGGAGGACAUCAGCGAGGAGUUCAUCCAGCAGCUCUACUCGGUGGCGGUGUCGAUCUUUGCCAUCGGUGGUAUGCUCGGGGGCUUCAGCGGCGGGUGGAUGGCCAACCGGUUCGGAAGGAAGGGUGGCCUGUUGCUUAACAACGUGCUCGGUAUCGCGGGUGCAUGCCUGAUGGGAUUCACGAAAAUGAGUCAUUCCUAUGAAAUUCUAUUCCUCGGACGAUUUAUAAUUGGUGUCAAUUGUGGCUUAAACACAUCAUUAGUACCAAUGUAUAUAUCUGAAAUUGCUCCAUUAAAUUUAAGAGGUGGUUUAGGUACCGUUAACCAAUUGGCUGUGACCGUAGGAUUAUUAUUAUCACAAGUACUGGGUAUAGAACAAAUUUUAGGAACAAAUGAUGGCUGGCCCGUGCUGUUAGGGCUCGCCAUCUGUCCAGCUUUAUUACAAUUAAUACUCUUACCUAUUUGUCCCGAGUCACCUAGAUAUUUACUAAUUACGAAACAGUGGGAGGAAGAAGCGCGGAAAGCCCUACGGCGGUUAAGGGCGUCCAAUCAGGUAGAGGAAGACAUCGAAGAGAUGCGUGCUGAAGAGCGGGCGCAGCAGUCGGAAAGCAGCAUAUCUACGAUCGAACUGAUAUGCUCGCCGACGUUGCGGGCGCCACUCAUCAUCGGAAUUGUGAUGCAGCUGAGUCAGCAGUUUAGUGGAAUUAACGCCGUAUUCUACUACUCGACGUCGCUCUUCAUGAGCUCAGGUCUAACGGAGGAAAGUGCUAAAUUUGCCACAAUAGGAAUCGGUGCAAUAAUGGUUGUGAUGACACUCGUAUCAAUACCACUAAUGGAUAGAACCGGUCGACGGACACUGCAUUUAUACGGAUUAGGUGGAAUGUUUAUAUUUUCAAUAUUCAUAACGAUAUCGUUUUUAAUAAAGGAGUUUUUUGGUUACGUGCAGGAAAUGAUCGACUGGAUGUCCUACCUGUCGGUGGUGUCUACGCUGGCGUUCGUGGUGUUCUUCGCCGUCGGGCCGGGCUCGAUUCCGUGGAUGAUUACUGCCGAGCUGUUCAGCCAGGGGCCGCGGCCGAGCGCGAUGGCGAUCGCGGUGCUGGUCAACUGGAUGGCGAACUUCGUUGUUGGAAUUGGUUUCCCAAGUUUAAAGACUGCCUUGGAAAAUUAUACAUUCCUACCGUUUAGUGUAUUUUUAGCAAUAUUUUGGAUAUUUACAUACAAAAAGGUUCCUGAGACCAAAAACAAAACAUUCGAAGAAAUUUUAGCUCUAUUUAGGCACGGGAAUGGAAGACAUAUUCGUGAUAGUAGACUGUACGGGAGUAUGCUAAACUGCGUAAAUAACCUGGAGCCGCAGAGUAUGAACUCGGGCAUCGAACGUGCCGCGCUGAUGAUCUCCGAGGAAAAGACCCAGCACGACUCACUGUUCGGAACGACGGGAACGCUGGACGGUGAGAUGGGGCCCUAUCCGGUAGGGGACGCCAACCUGCUGGGGCCCACAUCGCGUGUGUUCGGCACGACGGGUACGCUGGAUGGAGAGAUGGGCCCAUACCCGGUGGGCGAUAGCACCAACCUCCUGGGGACGCAGUACUUUAGUACCGGCUAUGGCACCGACGCCCUGACAAUCGGUUCCGGUCGGUACAACUACGGAACGACGGGACCAACCGUGGUUAGUACAACUUGCUCACCGAUGCCAAAACGAAGGACACCCGGUGUGGGCCGGAGAGCACCCCUCGGUGCCGGUAGUAGUGGCGGUGGCGGUGACCGCCAUGAAACAAGUGGUGGAUGCUCCAACGGCAGUAGUGGGAUAGCCCCACGGGACAGUUUUCGACGGCACUCGGCGCACGGACGGAUAGUUUCCUCAGCUGCAUCCGAGCGUUGUUCCGAAAACGCAAGAAAUACUCAAAUGCGAACUGCUACCUGUGCGCCUCAUCACCAUCAUCAGCAAGUACCUGUCUGCCAGAACACAGGGCCUUGACUGAAGAGCACCGCCUUGACCCCUAGCUCGUUUGCCAACUCGCAGUACGUCAGCAUAGAGCACGACGAUGAAGACGAGGAGCGAGCACCCAUCAACGACGGUAGAACAUCAUCCAUGUCAUCGAAGCAUCACCAUCACGCACCGUGCA